UCGCGCAUGUGUACUUUUUAUUUUUAACUACUUGUUAUUGUCAUUUUGAAAAUUCAACGUGGUUUUUCAACUUCUGUAAAAUCAUACAUGUCUUUGAUUAUUGUAUAUUAUAAAUAAGGCAUACAUUAGCUAAUAUUAUAAUACUGAAUAGAGCUUACAAGGAAAACAUCAUGGGUGAAGAGAAAAAGGUUAUGUUUCACGAAAUGGAAUUAGAUGAUCGAAUAUUAAAGGCAAUAUCCCAACUUGGAUGGCCAAAUCCAACCCUAAUACAAGAGACUGCAAUACCUCUUCUAUUGGAAGGCAAAGAUGUACUCAUGCGCGCGAGGACAGGAUCAGGAAAGACAGCAGCAUUCACAAUACCAGUCAUACAAAAGAUAUUGAAUCUUAAAAAUACAAGUACACAUCAAGGUAUCAAAGCCCUUAUAUUGUCUCCGAGUAAAGAGUUAUGUGGUCAGAUUACGUCAGUAAUAAAUGACUUAACACUAAAAUGUUCAAGAGAAGUUCGUUGCAUAGAUAUAUCACAAAAUGGAGAUAUGCAAAUACAAAAGUCUUUGCUAGCUGAUAAGCCAGAUAUUGUUGUAGCGACACCGUCAAGGGCAUUAGCACACUUGAAAUCCAAUAGUAUGAGAUUAAAGGAAGAUUUGUCUGUUCUUGUUGUUGAUGAGGCUGACUUGGUAUUUUCGUUUGGAUAUGAAGCUGAAAUUAAAGAACUUUUAGGACAUUUGCCAAAAAUCUAUCAGGCAGUUCUUGCUUCAGCAACUCUGUCGGAUGAUGUACUAAGUUUAAAAAAAAUAGUCCUUAGAAAUCCAGUGACUUUGAAACUUGAGGAGCCAGAGUUAGCUCCAUCAUCACAAUUGCAGCAUUACCAUCUGUUUGCGGAAGAGGAUGACAAAGCAGCUAUACUAUAUGCACUUCUAAAACUAAAUUUAAUUAGGGGAAAAAGUAUAAUCUUUGUUAGAACAGUAGAUAGAUGCUAUAAAUUAAAACUUUACUUGGAACAGUUCAAAAUUAGUUCAUGCGUCUUAAAUUCAGAGUUACCAGCUGCGAUCAGAUGUCUGUCGGUAGAACAGUUCAAUAGAGGACGAUAUGAAAUAAUUGUAGCAUCGGAUGAGAAAGCUUUAGAAAAACCGGAUGGUGGAUUGCUUGGUGAUGAAGAGUUUGGAAAGAAGAGAAGGCAAAAAUCUAAACGUAAGAAAGACAAAGAAUCAGGUGUGUCACGUGGCAUUGAUUUCCAGCAUGUAUCCAAUGUUAUCAACUUCGACUUUCCUCUGGAUGUCACUUCAUAUGUUCAUCGAGCGGGACGUACUGCUAGGGGAAACAACCAGGGAUCAGUUCUGUCCUUCGUAGCUAUAAAAGAGAAGCCACUUAUGGAUGCGGUCGAGGACCAUUUAUCAAAAGGGUUUAAUGGGCAACAAGUAUUACAGAAAUAUGAGUUUGCUCUGGAGUCCGUGGAAGGGUUCCGUUACCGCUCCCGCGACGCGUGGCGCGCCGUCACACGCGUGGCCGUACGAGAGGCCAGGCUCGCUGAGCUACGUCGAGAACUGCUGGCCUGCCGACAACUGCAGGGCUACUUUGAAGAGAACCCGACGGACCACGCGGCUCUGAAGCGAGACAAGGCGCUGCAUACAGUGCGCCUGCAGCCGCAGCUGGCCCACGUGCCAGAGUACUUGCUGCCGGCCGCUCUGAGGAACGAGGACACGGAGGCCGAUGUGGACGCAGCAGCGCCGGCGCCUAAGAAGAAAAAACAAGCUGGUAACUUUGGGAGUGCAAAGAGGCAUAAAUAUCAGGCACGUCAAAGCGACCCCCUCAAAAGUUUUCAGUUGAAGAACCUGAAGAAGACGCCUGCAGCAGACGACACAUAGUACUUUUGCGAGCAACACGUGGUCGCGUUAUUAGUUGAGGAGUUUGGUUAGUACGAUAUUAAUGAUGCGUGGGUGUAAAAGUCUUAUGUAAUAAAAUAUAUAUAAUGUUCUGUUUAAUUU
This is a messenger RNA of Vanessa tameamea, 1982 nucleotides long. RefSeq names its product probable ATP-dependent RNA helicase DDX56 (gene Hlc). Bases 171 to 1862 code for a protein of 563 amino acids. Lineage: Eukaryota; Metazoa; Arthropoda; Insecta; Lepidoptera; Nymphalidae. Gene Ontology annotation, molecular function: RNA helicase activity; ATP binding; nucleic acid binding. The record is from RefSeq and is a predicted model, not a curated record. The transcript is spliced from 11 exons.